CCGGCCGUGGAGCUCGCAGGAGGCUGCAGAUUGGACGGCGCCGCGGUUGCCGCGGUGAUGGGACCUGCGGCGGCCAAGAGCUCCGGAGAGUGGCUUCCCCGGCGGCGUGAUGGGCUGCGGGAACUCCACGGCCACCAGCGCGGGCGCGGGCCGAGGUCCUGCAGGAGCAGCUAAAGAUGUAACAGAAGACUCGAUAACAGAAGAUGAUAAGAGGAGAAACUAUGGAGGAGUGUAUGUUGGUUUACCAUCUGAAGCUGUCAAUAUGGUGUCCAGUCAAGGAAAGACUGUACGAAAAAAUUAGGGGAAGAUGGCACCAUAGCUCAGCACUUAAGAGCUUGCUCAUCAAUUUGGAAAGAUUUUGACUCCGGGGACAUUGUAAUGCACACAGAUCUAUUCAAAGAAGUUCUAAAAGGUUGUCUCCUGCUUUGCCACCUCCCCCAAAUCUUGCAUGUGUGGGGUAAAGUUGUGGGUACAAAUUGAAUGCUGUGGUCAUGGGUGGAAAUUGGUUAAAUAAUGUGACAGAUCAGUUAAGGCUGGUGCCCAGCCUGGGCCACCCAGCUCCUAGCGUUUCCCACCCUGGCCACUCAACACAGUUCAUAGAAAUCAUGUCUUUUCACUGAUACUUUUUUGAUAGUUUUUAUAUAACAAAAAUCUUACUGUAUUUAUAACAAAAUGAUAGAGCAGUAUAAAUGAAUUGCUUAAAGUAAUAUAUUGGCUCUUCUCUUUCGCUGUUUCUAUAUUAUUAAUUUUUAGCUAUAAAUUUGGUAAAUGGGAUCUUACAACUAUCUUUCCCUUUAUAAAUAUUUGGCUUAAAAUUUUAUUUAAAUAUCAGAGAAUUCCAUUUAUUAGAGACAGUAUAUCAUAUUGCAGUAUUUUAAAAUAAACUGGUUAAGUUUGCAUGCCAUGCACAAUAUUGAUUAAAUUCCUAUUUUCUUUAGUCUAAAGCUUAUAUAACAAAUACUCCCUAGUCACUGAGUCUCUCCUCUCCACAUUGUGUAAUCACAGAAUCUUACCAUUGUUAAGUCUGUAUUGUCUCAAAGGAUUUAUGGUUGGUGUUUAGUGAGAUAUCUGGGACAUUCUUAAUUCGCUAAUGACAUGUAAACCCACUUAUUACUGCAAUGUAAAUCACUCAGUUUAUCAGUCUGUUUCAACGAUUAAACAUUUUUAU
This is a messenger RNA of Nannospalax galili (Upper Galilee mountains blind mole rat), 1168 nucleotides long. RefSeq names its product chromosome unknown C12orf75 homolog (gene CUNH12orf75). The transcript is spliced from 7 exons. Lineage: Eukaryota; Metazoa; Chordata; Mammalia; Rodentia; Spalacidae. The record is from RefSeq and is a predicted model, not a curated record. The coding region runs from base 110 to 301 and encodes 63 amino acids.